Molecule: messenger RNA, 1434 nt
Organism: Pyricularia pennisetigena
Lineage: Eukaryota; Fungi; Ascomycota; Sordariomycetes; Magnaporthales; Pyriculariaceae
Exons: 3
Coding region: 1-1434 (477 amino acids)
Biological process (GO): tricarboxylic acid cycle; carbohydrate metabolic process
Cellular component (GO): mitochondrial matrix
Molecular function (GO): 2-methylcitrate synthase activity
Source: RefSeq, a predicted model, not a curated record
AUGAGCCUUAGGACAACGUCGAGGGCGCUGGGCGCCUUCCGGCCUCUUACUACCCGCUCAGCAUGCACUUCCAACCUGCGAUCCACCAGAAACUACUCGGCUAGCUCGGAGCCAGACCUGAAGACCACACUGAAGAGUGUCAUUCCGGCCAAGCGCGAGCUCCUCAAGAAGGUCAAAGCCCAUGGUUCGAAGGUCAUCGGCGAAGUCAAGGUCGAGAACACUAUUGGAGGCAUGCGUGGCUUGAAAGCCAUGGUAUGGGAGGGAUCUGUUCUUGACGCCGACGAGGGUAUCCGUUUCCACGGCCGUACAAUCAAAGACUGUCAGCGUGAGCUGCCCAAGGGCAAGACUGGCACUGAAAUGCUACCCGAGGCUAUGUUCUGGCUGCUUCUCACUGGCCAGGUCCCCAGCACCAACCAGGUCCGCGUUCUGUCUCGUCAACUUGCUGAGCAGGCCCAACUGCCGGCUUUUGUCAACAAGAUGUUGGAUGACUUCCCCCGCGACCUGCACCCCAUGACACAGUUUGCCAUUGCAGUCUCUGCCCUCAACUACACAUCCAAAUUUGCCAAAGCUUAUGCCGAGGGCCUCAGCAAGGCCGAUUACUGGGAGCCUACUUUUGACGACAGCAUUAGCUUGCUGGCCAAGCUUCCCACAAUCGCAGCCAAGAUCUACCAUAACUCGUACAAGGGUGGGGGUGCUCUGCCUGCCGAGGUCGAUCUGGAGCAGGAUUGGUCGUACAACUUUGCUGCCAUGCUGGGCAAGGGCGGCAAGGAAAACGAGAACUUCCAAGACCUGUUGCGAUUGUAUCUCGCUCUUCAUGGUGACCAUGAGGGAGGAAAUGUCUCAGCACACACCACACAUCUUGUGGGCAGCGCUCUUAGCGAUCCUUUCCUCAGUUACAGUGCCGGUCUGCAGGGUUUGGCUGGACCUCUCCAUGGUCUUGCUGCCCAGGAGGUUCUCCGCUGGAUCAUCCAGAUGAAGGAGGCUAUCCCUGCCAAAUACUCGGAAAAGGACGUAACCGACUACCUCUGGUCGACGCUCAACUCUGGCCGCGUAGUACCCGGUUACGGUCACGCCGUGUUGCGCAAGCCUGACCCGCGAUUCCAGGCCCUUAUGGACUACGCUGCGUCGCGUCCCGAGAUCGCCAAAGACCCAGUUUUCCAGCUCGUCCAGCUCAACAGCCAAGUUGCUCCCGAGGUACUCAAGAAACACGGCAAGACCAAGAACCCGUACCCCAACGUCGACUCGAGCUCCGGCGUACUUUUCCAUCACUACGGCUUCCACGAAACACUAUACUACACCGCCACUUUCGGUGUGAGCCGUGGUCUUGGACCGCUUGCCCAGCUGAUCUGGGACCGGGCUUUGGGUCUGCCAAUUGAGAGGCCCAAGAGCAUCAAUUUGGAGGGAAUCCUCAAGCUUGUCGGUGACAAGAACUAG